Molecule: messenger RNA, 1371 nt
Organism: Rana temporaria (common frog)
Lineage: Eukaryota; Metazoa; Chordata; Amphibia; Anura; Ranidae
Gene: RFC2
Product: replication factor C subunit 2
Exons: 11
Coding region: 215-1264 (349 amino acids)
Biological process (GO): DNA repair; DNA-templated DNA replication
Cellular component (GO): nucleus; DNA replication factor C complex
Molecular function (GO): ATP hydrolysis activity; DNA binding; DNA clamp loader activity
Source: RefSeq, a predicted model, not a curated record
GCUCGCAGUACACAAUAAUGUACAUUUCCUAUAUGAUUACACACACGGAGUGAGAGAAGGAAUAUAAUAACAGGUGUCACCGGCGGACUAGACACGGUUCCUCCAUUACAAGCACUCGCCGGGCCGGGAGCGGGGUGAGCUGAGGAGGCGCGGCAUAGUGACGUCCUCAUAACGUAGUCCGGACCGACAAGUGUGGCGCUGGCGGGAAAUAAAGAUGGAGGUGGAAAUGGAGGAUGUCCCGAGCGGGGAGCAGGGGAAUAAAGAGCAGCAGGCUUCGGGGAGUAAGGGGCCUGCCGGGACCUAUGAGCUGCCAUGGGUAGAGAAAUACAGACCAAUAAAGCUCAAUGAAAUCAUCGGUAAUGAAGAAACCGUUAGUCGACUUGAGGUGUUCGCAAGAGAGGGAAAUGUUCCAAAUAUCAUAAUUGCAGGUCCACCUGGAACUGGUAAAACCACAAGUAUUUUGUGCUUGGCUCGUGCCCUUUUGGGUCCAGCACUCAAGGAUGCUGUCCUAGAACUGAAUGCUUCAAAUGAUCGAGGCAUUGAUGUGGUGAGAAACAAGAUCAAAAUGUUUGCACAGCAAAAGGUUACACUUCCAAAAGGUCGCCAUAAGAUCAUAAUACUGGAUGAAGCAGACAGCAUGACAGAUGGAGCUCAGCAAGCUUUAAGAAGAACUAUGGAGAUCUAUUCCAAGACCACACGAUUUGCUUUGGCUUGCAAUGCAUCUGAUAAAAUUAUAGAACCCAUUCAAUCUCGAUGUGCUGUGCUUCGCUAUUCAAAGCUUACAGAUUCACAGGUUCUUUCAAGGCUAAUGGUCAUCGUAGAGAGGGAGAAGGUUGAGUGCACAGAUGAUGGUCUUGAAGCAAUUGUGUUCACAGCACAAGGAGAUAUGAGACAGGCUUUAAAUAAUGUGCAGUCUACACAUGCUGGCUUUGGGUAUGUGAACAGUACAAAUGUGUUUAAGGUUUGUGAUGAACCACAUCCACUGUUGGUGAAAGAAAUGUUACAGCACUGUGUGAGUGCAAACAUUGAUGAAGCAUACAAGAUAGUGGCUCAUCUUUGGAGACUAGGUUACUCCCCAGAAGACAUCAUUAGCAUUAUCUUUCGUGUGUGCAAGACUUUCCAGAUGCCUGAAUAUCUCAAGCUGGAAUUUAUUAAGGAAAUUGGCUACACACACAUGAAAAUUACAGAGGGUGUAAAUUCUCUUCUACAAAUGGCUGGACUCCUUGCACGUCUGUGUCAGAAGACCGCUGUUUCCACAAGCUAAUGGAUGUACUACUGAUAUGUUAUGACAAUUUCCCUGUAAUUUUUUUUAUAUGUCUUAUUGAUAAAGGAUAUCUAUUAAGGUCUAAAAAAAAAAAAAAGUGUACCUGU